Molecule: messenger RNA, 573 nt
Organism: Rosa rugosa (rugosa rose)
Lineage: Eukaryota; Viridiplantae; Streptophyta; Magnoliopsida; Rosales; Rosaceae
Product: DNA topoisomerase 6 subunit A-like
Exons: 1
Coding region: 1-573 (190 amino acids)
Cellular component (GO): chromosome
Molecular function (GO): DNA topoisomerase type II (double strand cut, ATP-hydrolyzing) activity; DNA binding
Source: RefSeq, a predicted model, not a curated record
AUGGAGGGAAGACCAGUCGAUUGUAAUAUUGAAGCGGCUGAUGAUAUUACGUGCAAACUGGGGCAGAUUAUCCCUCCAUUCAUGAAUCUAGUCACUGAGAUAAAUGUGGCAGAUGAUGUCUGUUUUAUCUUAUUUGUGGAAAAAUCUCCUACUUUUCUAGAACUGACACUAGAAAACUUCCACAAUAAAUAUCAUUGUAUCAUUAUUACCGGAACGGGCCACGCUGAUGUUGUAUCCAGACAACUCACGAAAAUACUAAUGGAUGAUUUCAAGCUACCAGCGUUCUGCCUUGUAGAUUGUGAUCCAUGGGGCAUUGAGAUUUCAGCUAUUAUCAGGCACGGCUCGGUGAAUAUGGCGUAUGACAGUAAAAAUUUAGCCAGCCCCUUGAUGUAUUGGUUAGGUAUUUGGCCAAGUGAUUUGGAAAAUCUUAAUAUACCUUCAGAGACUUUCACUAAGAAAGAUUUGAAGAAAUUAGAGGAUUUGAUGGAGAAAGAAUUUUUUGAUGACGAUAAGACGUUGAAAAAGGAGCUGAAUUAUAUGAUUCGAUCUACACCAAAAGAAGGUAGAGCUUGA